Lampris incognitus (smalleye Pacific opah) is the source of this 1440-nucleotide messenger RNA. RefSeq names its product gamma-aminobutyric acid receptor subunit rho-2-like. Gene Ontology annotation, cellular component: synapse; GABA-A receptor complex; membrane. Gene Ontology annotation, biological process: signal transduction; nervous system process; monoatomic ion transmembrane transport. The record is from RefSeq and is a predicted model, not a curated record. Lineage: Eukaryota; Metazoa; Chordata; Actinopteri; Lampriformes; Lampridae. Bases 1 to 1440 code for a protein of 479 amino acids. The transcript is spliced from 10 exons. Gene Ontology annotation, molecular function: extracellular ligand-gated monoatomic ion channel activity; GABA-A receptor activity; neurotransmitter receptor activity.
AUGCCGUGUUACGCCAGGAUCCUGCUUUUGCUCUUCUGUCUGAUCCUCGUCGGGGAGUGCCGAAAGCACAAAAGUCGGAAAAAGCGCUGGUCCACGCCGGCGGAUUCCCACAAACAAGGCGCCCCCCUCUCCAAGAAGGUGGUGGACGGGACCAAAACUCGAAAGGUGAAGCCGGACCAUCUGCUGCGCGUAGAUGACCAUGACUUCACCAUGAGGCCAGCCUUCGCAGGUCCGGCCGUCCCCGUUGGAGUUGACGUCCAGGUGGAGAGCUUGGACAGCAUAUCAGAAGUCGACAUGGACUUCACCAUGACCCUGUAUCUACGGCACUACUGGAAGGAUGAGCGGCUGGCCUUCCCGAGCACAACCAACAAGAGCAUGACCUUCGACGGACGCCUGGUGAAGAAGAUCUGGGUGCCAGACGUGUUCUUCGUCCACUCCAAGAGGUCAUUCAUCCACGAUACCACCACCGACAAUAUCAUGCUGCGGGUGUUCCCCGACGGCCACGUCCUCUACAGCCUGAGGGUUACAGUCACUGCUGCCUGUAACAUGGACUUCAGCCGCUUCCCUCUGGAUUCACAGACAUGCACGCUGGAGCUGGAGAGCUAUGCUUACACGGAUGAGGACCUGAUGCUGUACUGGAAAAGCGGGGACGAGUCCCUCAGUACAGACGACAGGAUCUCUCUCUCCCAGUUUCUCAUCCAGAAGUUUCACACCACAUCCAGACUGGCUUUCUACAGCAGCACAGGCUGGUACAACCGGCUAUACAUCAACUUCACCCUGCGGCGUCACAUCUUCUUCUUCCUGCUCCAGACCUACUUCCCCGCCACGCUGAUGGUCAUGCUGUCCUGGGUGUCCUUCUGGAUCGACCGCAGGGCGGUCCCCGCCAGGGUCUCCUUGGGUAUAACCACAGUGCUCACCAUGUCCACCAUCAUCACCGGGGUUAACGCCUCCAUGCCCAGGGUCUCCUACAUCAAAGCUGUGGACAUCUACCUCUGGGUCAGUUUCGUCUUCGUCUUCCUGUCGGUGCUGGAGUACGCCGCCGUCAACUACCUGACCACUGUGAGGGACGGAAAAGACCGAAAGCUGAGAGAAAAAGUCACAGAACAGUCUGGCAGCCUGUCCAGGUCACAGACUCUGCCCUGUACCUGCGGCAUGUCCCACACCAGAACCAUGAUGCUGGACGGGACCUACAGCGAGGCUGAUGCCAACAGUCUGGCAGGGUACACCCGGGCCCCCAUUGUGGCUGAGGACCCAGCGGAGAAGCAGGAGCGGAUGGUGGUUCACCUCUCCUUGGACAACGAAUCCACGGGAAACAAGAAAAAGGGCAUCCGGGGCUUCCGGAUCAUCCAGAAUACGCAUGCCAUCGACACCUACUCCCGCAUGAUCUUCCCCGGUGCCUACAUCUUCUUCAACCUGAUCUAUUGGUCCGUGUAUUGCUGA